Messenger RNA from Pieris macdunnoughi, 249 nucleotides. The record is from the annotation of a GenBank genome assembly. NCBI's taxonomy places the organism in Eukaryota, Metazoa, Arthropoda, Insecta, Lepidoptera, Pieridae.
AUGAUGGAAGGCUUUUGGGAGCAGUGGUGGAGUGAAGCAGGCGUUUGGGCGCCCGGGGGCGAACCGAGCCGCGCCUGCGAUGGUGAGCGGUCUGCGCGCGUGCCUGCACCGCCCGCGCCUUGCCUCAGGCCCUGUUGCGGCGAUAACACGUCAGUAUACACCCGAGAUUUAAAACAUGUGUCCCAGGCUCCUGAUAUAGUGAAAAUGUCUCAGGAGUCUGUGACUUGGGUUGCCACCCGUUCUUUAUAA